This is a messenger RNA of Bursaphelenchus okinawaensis, 655 nucleotides long. The record is from the annotation of a GenBank genome assembly. NCBI's taxonomy places the organism in Eukaryota, Metazoa, Nematoda, Chromadorea, Rhabditida, Aphelenchoididae.
AUGUCAUACUCACAGGUGGAUCCUCAAGAGUUCCAGAUCUACGGUCUGUUGCACGAAGAGUACGGUAACAUCAACAAUAUCCAGCCUACGUUCUGUCCCGCCAAUUAUCGACUGAAAGAAGACCGAAAGUAAGUUAGUUAUACAUAUUGAAUGAAGCUCAUCUUUUAUUUUUUUCUUCUAAAAUUGACUUUAGAAACACAUCUGCAUAUGCACUGUUCUUCAAAGAGAACCAAGGCCGAGUAAGGAUGCUCUACCCGGAGGCAUCGUUCGGAGAAAUCUCUAAAAUCGUCGCUUUUCAAUGGGAAUCUAUGGGGAGUUACCACAAAAAGGUAGGUAUAUUCUAGUCAGUAUUACAAUAGUACUAAAGUAGUAUACAACUUAGCAAUCCACAGAAACUUUUUUUAUGUCAAUCACCCCCUUCCUAUACUAAACUUACCCGCCCUGUCGUAUCACAGCACCUAUAGCUAUUGAUCUUCUGUGGAUUUUUGAAACAUAUAGUAAAAAGUUGUACUCUUGCAAAAACAAUCUAUUCUUACUCUAGAUAACUAUCUGAGUAUUUGUAAUUUAGAUGUACAGAGACCGAGUUAAAGACGAAAGGAAACAAAAACUUCUGGCAAAAGCGAUGGAGAAGGCCAUGAAGUUGUGCCAGAAGUAA